GGCGUAUCCCACCGCGGCCGAAGCAAUUCAAAACGAAACAAAACAAAUGAAAUGGGUUCCUCGGCACAAAAUCAAAAGCAGAUUUGGAGUCGUCGAGAGCCUUCUUGUAUGCAGACUCUGGGCUGCUUUUCGGUGCCUUGCAUUCUGAAACCAUGGUAGAUCAAGAUGACAAGAAUGGCUGGCAAGAAUUGAUGGGGAAAGAACUAUUGAUGAAGGUAUGUUGGGGUUGUUUCUUGCGUUCGAUCAUUGAGUGGAAGCUGCGUCUUGUACAGUCGAUCGGUUGCCGCGUCGUUUUCGAUUCAUACUCCGGAGGUUCUGUACAACUCUCUCAACUUCCACUUGCGCUGUGCUGCUCCGUGAUGCAAUACACGCAAUUUCGUGUUGGCGCAAACGAAUUUCUAGGUGGUGUCCGAUGGUUCUGCCGGGAGCAAGGGCGGCAGCGGCGGCGGUGCGGACACCGACAACGGCACCAUCGAGCCGCAGCAGGCCGUUCUCGUUUCCUUCGAGGGUCGGACCGCCGAUGAACCUUCCGAUCCAAACGGAUUGCUCUUUCAGAAAGCCGACGACUGGCUGGUGGUCGUCGGAGACGGCGAUGUCCUCCCGGCGCUCGAAAUGGUACGAGACAACAACACAAAACGGUGCAACACUGCACGCGGCCGCAGAGCACAAAGCCUAGACUUCCCCGUGUUCGUUUUUGCUUCCCUGUUUGCACGCGGUUGAUAGCUGGGUUUCCMUCACCGUGAUUCUUGCUUUGCAAUCUCGCUGACACCACAGGGGAUCCGUUUCAUGCGGGUAGGCCAGACAGCUCUGAUCUGGUGAGUCCUAUUGUUCCUAUCACUGUCCUGCAGUCAUCCGUAACCUGAAUGCAUCUAUAACCUGCAAGGCAUAUCGUUUCGUCUCGAUUCGUUAUGGCUCACCAUUUGUCUGUCUCCUCCAAGGUCGCACCCGAAGUUUGCCCUCGGGAGAGGAACGCGGACCACGAUACAAAGCGGCAGCAACACCGCGGCAGAGAUCCCCGAGAGGAUUCCGCCGAACUCGAGCGUCGUCUACCGGGUGACCGUAAAGCAAAAGGUCAUGGACACCUCCCGGCUCAACCCGUACUUCACCAUCCAAAAGGCUCUUUCCAGGAAGCAGAUCGCGAACGACGUCUACCGGAACGAAUGGUGCCCCAAGAGUGACGAAGGGGACGCCCCGGACUGCGGGCACGCCAUGAACCGGGCCCUGCGGCUCUACGCGAGGGCCGCGGCCGACAUGGAAACCCUCCUCGGCGGGACCUACUUCCGGCAGGUCGGGACCACCGACCACCCCCAGUACCGCGAGGCCGCGAGGAUCCGCCUGGACUGCCUCGGAAACACCGUCGCCGUCCGCCUCAAGCAGAAGGACUACCACGCCGCCAAGCUGGCCGCGGUGGCCCUCCUGGAGGUCGAUCCAAACCACCCCAAGUCGCUCCUCCGGGCCGCCAAAGCCGCGCUGCUGGAUCCGGCGUCGACCCUCGGGGAGGCGGAGGCGGCGAUCCGCGCGGCGGAAUCGGCCAUGGCUUCCGAAGGCGGGGACGGAAGCGCGUCUUCCGCCGAGAGAAAGGAGCUGCUGCGCCUCAAGGCCCAGUGGAAGAAGAAACGGGACGACUACAAACAAACCACGCGCGCCAUGUUUGGGAACAAGCUGAACCACAACGAGCCAAACAGCAGCGGCAGCGGCAGCAGCAACGAAGACAACGGCCACCACGGCGCCAAGCGGGAUCCGGAUCCCAGGGCCCGCGGCGGUGCCGCUUCGACCGGGCAGGGGAGCCCGCUGCCGGCGUGCGGCGGAACGGACGAUGCAGCGGAAGCGGUAUCUCCGAAACGGCACGCGUGGCACGCCAUCGUGUUCCACCUGGUCGUCCCGAUCCUCCUCGUUCUGUUCGCGAACCGAUACGGGUUCCGCCCGCGGGGAGCGGGCGAAACCCGGCUCCACCCGAGCGAAGACGGCGGCGGGGAGGGGGAGACGAGUUGAUGCGUUGCCGGGGACUCGGGGUCCGCGCGCUGCCACAUGGACGAAUCCGACGCGCAAAAAUUCGGCCCAUUGGCACCCAUUACACUGUGUUAAUGCACACAGCAAUGGUCUUUCGUUUGUCGCCGUUGGGUCAAUUUUUUUCCGUUUUGGAUGGUCAAAGGUCUGUUUCGCGGGUAAUCGAUGGGAUUGAAAAGACACGCAUGGCCACACAUUUUGGCUCAAAUCUCUUUUCGCAAUCCCUAGACCGCGAAAGGCUAGCCCUACUGCGAAAAAUCUACCGAUAAAUCUUUCAUGGGUCACUCCUCGGUCAAUUUUAUAGGUUUUUGCACGAGAGCAGCUAAUUUGUUUGAGCAAUCAGUUCGAUUGAAAAGUGUUGUUUGGACGAAUUGGAUCAAAUCAUUAUUUCUGGGUUUCAUACGGUCCCGAAGUAGCAAUUUUUGGAAUAUUUAACUUGGGCCAUCUUUUACGGGAACACUAAGUGACUAUUUUUUGGGCGGUGAUGCAGUAUUCGAAAUCGAUUGCAGUGGCAUAGACCGCGUCAGUUCAGCUUUAUGCAACAGUUACCCAUUGUUUUUCAAAAGAGAUCAUCUGGAUGUAGGAGUUUGGAAUGUUCCCAUUUCUUCACUUGCCCCCGCUAAACUGACCCCAGAUUCUGAAACUAGGAGCAACCAGGUCUCAAGAAUGCGUAUGACUACAAGAUUUUUGAACAAUUGCUCUUCUCCCAUUCGUUGCGGUGUUAUUGCUAGAACAGGCCAGAAUCUGGUAUUUAACAGUACUAGAAGUAUUUAGUAGCAAUUCUUGCCAACCAGACCUCAGAUUUUGAUCGUAGGGGCAACCAAGUCACAAGAAUACAGUUGUCUGCAAUGUCUCUAAUGGAUUUUGCCAUUCUUCCGUGGGUUAUGGUGUUAUCUCUACAAGGAACAACGGUCUACCAAAGCGACCUAAUCAGAGCGCAGUGUUGCUCUCUACGAUGUCGGAAGAACGUUUUGGCGCGCUACCUUUCGUGUUUCGCUGGCCACCCGCCGUCCCAUACCCCGGGCGAAAGGCUUUGCG
Molecule: messenger RNA, 3045 nt
Organism: Pseudo-nitzschia multistriata
Lineage: Eukaryota; Bacillariophyta; Bacillariophyceae; Bacillariales; Bacillariaceae
Source: the annotation of a GenBank genome assembly